Molecule: messenger RNA, 519 nt
Organism: Paramuricea clavata
Lineage: Eukaryota; Metazoa; Cnidaria; Anthozoa; Malacalcyonacea; Plexauridae
Source: the annotation of a GenBank genome assembly
AUGGCAGAAUCACAUUCUGAUGCUGAUGCAACAUGCACCGAAGGUGGUAAUAUAUCAAUAGCCAUCAUCGGUAGCAAAGUGGAUGUAAAGACACUAGACAACCAAUACAUAAAUGCAACCACACUCGAUGCUGUUUAUACUCGCUGUCCAUUAGUAAAACCACUGAUACAAAAAGCUGUUAUUAAAGGAAUUGGUGGUGAAAGAGAUGAGCAGGAAGUUCGCGAUAUUAAACCAGAAUCUCCACAUAUUCUGCUGCAUUGUUGGACCAAUGAGAGAUUUUUGGACGUUUUACAAGAUCAUGAAUCUGGGAAACUGAAGAAAUGCUUACGGAAAGAGUUGUCGAAUGUUGGAGUUAAAGUAGGAGAAUUAGUGGUUGAGAUUAAAAACAUGGAAGAAGUGAACAAAACAAAGGAAGCUAUAAACACGAGGUAUAAGAUAUACGCUAACUAUACUACUCUAAAAACACCCAAUAUUGUGAUAGUCACUCGUAUAAAUAACAAACUUUAUUUAUCUUUUUAA